Molecule: messenger RNA, 7522 nt
Organism: Lucilia sericata (common green bottle fly)
Lineage: Eukaryota; Metazoa; Arthropoda; Insecta; Diptera; Calliphoridae
Gene: FASN3
Product: fatty acid synthase
Exons: 9
Coding region: 177-7415 (2412 amino acids)
Biological process (GO): fatty acid biosynthetic process
Molecular function (GO): fatty acid synthase activity; oxidoreductase activity; phosphopantetheine binding
Source: RefSeq, a predicted model, not a curated record
GAUUGGCAAUUCGUUCGAUAAUACAGGAUUUAAUUCGCUUUAUUUGGAUUACGCGUACCACUUCACAAUCGUCUGCUUAAAAACUAAAAAAUCAUAAUAAAACCCCAAAAUAUAUUAAAAUAUAUAAUACAUUAAAAAAGAAAGACCUGCAAAUAUUAAAAAUUAAAUAGUGAAUCAUGUCAAACAACAAUGAAACAUCAGAGAAUAUCUCUUCAACAUCCGGCAGUGAAAAAAAAUAUAAAAAAUACUCUAGAAUCUUUCCGGAAACUGAAGGAGAUGAUAUUGUAAUUUCUGGUAUCUCUGGAAAAUUUCCAAAUUGUCAUAAUACUGCUGAAUAUGAAUAUAAUCUUUACAAUAAGAUUGAUAUGGUUGACGAUGACGAACGCCGUUGGCGUCACUUUAAUCCAGAAAUUCCUAAGAGAUCUGGUAAAAUUUAUGAACUUGAGAAAUUCGAUGCCACUUUCUUUGGCGUGCACUUUAAACAGGCCCAUACUAUGGAUCCUCAAACACGUAUAUUAAUGGAGACGGCUUAUGAAGCAGUCAUUGACGCUGGCAUCAAUCCCAAAAGUUUGAGAGGUACUAAAACUGGAGUCUAUAUUGGUUCAUGUAUUUCGGAAUCAGAAAAAACAUGGUUUUAUGAAAAGGUAUCGUCUGGUGGUUUUGGUAUAACUGGAUGCAGUCGUGCUAUGUUGGCUAAUCGAAUUUCUUAUGCACUUGGCCUGCAAGGUCCCUCAUUUCUUGUGGACACUGCCUGUUCAAGUUCAAUGUAUGCCCUGGAUAAUGCUUUUACCGCACUGCGUAAUGGUGAAAUCGAUGCUGCUAUAAUUGGAGGAGCAAAUCUGUUAUUGCAUCCUUUUGUGACACUGCAGUUUGCCAGACUUGGUGUUUUAGCUGCUGACGGUUUCUGUCGUCCUUUCGAUAAAGAUGCUAGCGGUUAUACUCGUUCGGAAGCCAUUAAUUGUAUGUUCCUGCAGCGCAAGCGUAAUGCCAAGCGUGUAUAUGCAACUGUCGUAUACUCAAAGACUAAUUGCGAUGGUUUUAAACCCGAGGGCAUUACUUAUCCAUCUGGAAAGUUACAAGAACAGUUGUUAAGUGAAUUUUACAAUGAAGUUAACGUAAGUCCCGACGACUUGGGCUAUUUGGAAGCACAUAGUACCGGAACAGUAGUUGGAGAUCCUGAAGAAUGCCGUGCUAUUGACAAUGUGCUAUGCAGUCAACGAACCUCACCGUUAUUAGUAGGUUCUGUUAAGUCGAAUGUUGGUCAUUCUGAAGCUGCUUCGGGAGUCAAUUCAUUAAUAAAGGCAUGUUUUGCUUUUGAAAAUGGAAAGAUUCCUCCUAACAUUAAUUUUGAAGAAAUCAAACCAGAAAUUUCUGCAUUGGCAGAAGGAAGGUUAGUUGUGGUGAAGGAUGUUAUGGACUUGGAAAAACCAUAUAUUGGUAUAAAUUCAUUCGGUUUUGGUGGCGCCAAUGCUCAUGCCUUAUUGAAGGCCUUUGAGAAAACCAAGAUUAAUAAUGGUGUACCGGAAGACGAUAUACCACGUUUAGUAACUUGGGCUGGUAGAAAUGAGCAAUCUGUAAACACAAUUCUGGAUGCCAUUGAAAAACGUCCUUUGGAUGCAGAAUUUAUAGCUCUUUUGCAAAACAUACAAAAUGAUGAAGUUUCUGGCUUGGUUUUUCGUGGUUUUGGUAUUUGUAGUAAAAACGGUCAAGAAGAACCGGCCACAGUUUUGGUAAGAGAUGUUCAGCAUUAUACUGGUAUAAAAAGGCCUAUUGUUUGGGUCUUCAGUGGUAUGGGCUCGCAAUGGUCACAAAUGGGUACAUCCCUAAUGAUUAUUCCUCAAUUUCGACAAUCAAUCGAACGCUGUCAUGCAGCUCUUUUACCAAAGGGCCUCGAUCUCAUUCAUAUAUUGACAUCGGAUGAUCCCACAGUUUUUGAUAACAUUUUGCACUCAUUUGUUGGUAUUGCUGCCAUUCAAAUUGGUUUGGUGGACGUUUUGAGAUCACUUAACUUGGAACCAGAUUAUAUUAUUGGACAUUCGGUGGGCGAACUUGGCUGCGGCUAUGCCGACGGUGGUUUUACUCCUGAACAAAUGAUUCUGGCUUCUUACUAUCGUGGAAAAGUCAGUUUAGAAAUAGAAAAAAUCAAAGGAUCUAUGGCUGCUGUUGGCAUUGGUUUCAAAAAAAUUGUUAAUAUGCUCCCAAGUACAAUUGAAGUAGCCUGCCAUAAUGGCGCCGAUUCAUGUACAAUUUCGGGACCUGCUGACGAUGUAGCCAACUUUGUAUCUGAGCUAAAGUCCAAGGAUAUUUUUGCCAAAGAGGUUCCAUGCUCAAAUAUUGCUUACCAUUCCCGAUAUAUAGCACAUAUGGGACCACAACUGUUAAAAUAUUUGCAACAAACUAUUCCCAACCCAAAACAAAGAUCAACGAAAUGGCUAAGCUCCAGUGUUCCUAAAAAUGAAUGGGAUCAACCUGGGCGCAAUUUAUGCUCCGCGGAGUAUCAUACAAACAACUUAUUAAGCAGCGUUCUCUUUGAGGAAACAUUCGCCCUCUUGCCAAAAAAUGCUUUAACUAUUGAAAUCGCUCCUCAUGGUCUUUUACAAGCAAUUUUAAAACGUUCAAUGCCUGGUGGUAUCCACAUUCCACUUACUCAACGUGGAAAUAAAAAUAAUGGACUUUUCUUCUUAACAGCUCUCGGAAAACUUUUUACAAGUGGAAUUAACUUUCCAGUCCAAAAUCUUUAUCCAAAAGUAGAAUUUCCAGUCUCUCGGGGUACACCCGGUAUUAGUUCUUUAAUACGAUGGGAUCAUAAGGAAGACUGGUUUAUAACAAAAUACGAAAACAUGAAGACAAAAUCAAGUGGAGAACGAGUUUUCACUGUUAAUCUGGGUAGCGAUGAUGAGGAAUACAUGACUGGCCAUGUAAUUGAUGGAAAAAUAUUGGUUCCCGCUACUUGCUAUCUUCAGUAUGUAUGGGAAACGUUUUCUCUUAUGUAUCAUGGACCCAGUUUUAUGGAUGUACCAGUUGAAUUUGAAGAUGUUAAGUUUUUGAGAGCAACAAAUAUAAAUGCAAAGACUAGCGUAGAUUUAACAGUUAUGAUACACUAUGGAACUGGAAACUUUGAGAUUACUGAAUCAGGAGCUUUGGUAGUAACAGGAAGGAUUUCAGAAAUAGAAAAUCCAACAAUUCCAAAAGUGCCCAACUUUAAGGAAACCUCAGAAUUCCCAAUGGUCUCAAAGAAGGACUUUUAUAAGGAGUUAAAGUUGCGUGGUUAUCACUAUAACGGCACUUUCCAAGCUGUGCAGGAGGCGCGAGGUGAUGGACUCUAUGGCAAAGUUGAAUGGAAAUAUAAUUGGGUUACAUUUAUGGAUGCCAUGUUACAAAUACAUAUAUUAGGAACUGAUGCCAGAAGCCUUUUAUUACCUACUCAAAUUCGUAAAUUACGUAUUUAUGGUCUUCAUCACUUUAAUAUAAUGACUACCAUGGAUCCCGAGAAUCGAGUGUUUGACGUAUACGUUGAUCAUGAUUCAAAUAGGAUUGUUGCUGGUGGAAUUGAAUUAAUAGGUCUUCAUGCUAGUCCUGUUCAACGUCGUAAGCCUCCAGGAGUUCCAGUAUUGGAAAAAUACAACUUUUUACCUCAUUUCCCCUCCCCUGUAGUGAGUGAAGCCGAUGCGGCACGUAUUUGUGUUCAGUUGGCUUUAGAGAAUGUACCAACAUUAAAAAUGAAAAUUGUCGAGGUCGACACAGAUGGACGAUUGCCUAUUAUAUCAAACUUUUUAGAUUCAGUGGAAGAUUUACCCGUAAUAACAGGAGAUUAUAUGUUCCUUUCUAGUCAGGCGAUCACUGACAUGCCAGCUGCCAUACAUGUUGAAAAUGGCAAACUUUCCACACAAUCGAACUGUCACUUUAUUAUUGUCGGCGGUUUAGGUGGACAGAUGAACGAGGAAACAAUUAAAGCAGCCAAUAAAUCAUUGUUGGAUAAUGGAUAUUUAGUUGUUCGCGAGCGCACUACCUCAAAUAUAGAAAACUUGGUUAUUCCAGAAAAUUUCAAGAUGUUGGCGGUUAUGCCUCUUGAGAACAAUGAAGAAGUUAUUUUGCUGUUGCAAAAAACAAAGAAAAAUUUCAAUCUCGAACCAUUGGUAAUAGAGGUUAGCGAAUCCGACCAUGAUUUCGAAUGGUUGUCACAAGUUCAGCAUGCCAUUACCAACAAAACACCUGUUGUUCUUUAUGCUUUUAAUGAAAAACUAAACGGUCUCAUUGGCCUAGUGAACUGUUUGAGAAAAGAACCAGAUGGCAACUUAGUUACAGGCUUCUUUAUUGAUGAUUUAAAUGCACCCCCAUUCAGCCUCAGUGAUCCAUUCUAUGGAAAUCAGUAUGCGUUAAGGCUGGCUAUCAAUGUUUAUAAAAAUGGAAAAUGGGGUACAUACCGUCAUUUGCAACUUAAAACCGACGAAAAAUGCAUUGCUCGAGGAGAUCAUGUGUAUGGCAAUGUUAUGCAGCGUGGAGACUUGUCGUCUUUCCGCUGGUUUGAGGGACCAUUUGAUGCCAAAGAGUGUCCCAUUAAGGUUGUGUAUUCAUCAGUCAAUUUCCGUGAUGUAAUGCUGGCCACUGGUCGUUUAGGUGUUGAGUUGUACAGUUCCAGCAGAAUUCAUCAAUCUUGUCUAUUGGGCAUUGAGUUUUCAGGUAUUGAAACAAAGACUGGACGUCGGGUAAUGAGUAUGGUUGCAAGGAGUGGCGUUGCUUCGUAUAUCGAAAAACCUUCCAAGUUAAUAUUCACAGUACCUGAUCAUUGGUCAUUGAAAGAAGCAGCUACGGUGCCUGCAGUUUAUAUCACCGUUUACUACGCUUUCUUUGUGUGUUCCGAUAUACGUAAAGGAAAAAGCAUUCUCAUUCAUGCCGGAACUGGUGGUGUUGGUUUGGCAGCUAUACGCACAGCAUUGGCUUACAAUAUGGAAGUAUUCACUACUUGUAGCACACCGCAGAAGAAGAAAUUCCUUCUUGAAACAUUCCCUCAAUUGAAAGAGUCUCACAUUGGAAAUUCACGAGACACUUCAUUUGAGCAUAUGAUUUCUCGUGAAACGAAUGGCAAGGGUGUAGAUUUUGUGUUGAAUUCACUUGCUGAAGACAAGUUAUUUGCAUCUGUACGUUGCUUGGGCAUGUGUGGUCAUUUCCUCGAAAUCGGUAAAUUUGACAUGGCCAAUGAUAGCAAGCUUGGUAUGAGUUGUUUCCUUAAGGAACUAACUUUCCAUGCCGUUUUGGCUGAUCGUUUGGUAAAUGCGUCUGAUGAAGAAAUCGAUCACUUAAAACAUAUUAUCGAAGUCGACAUAGCAAAGGGCAUUAUCCAACCAUUGCCUGCAAAUGUGUUCCAAGCUCCCCAGAUAGAACAAGCUUUCCGUUUCUUAGUAGGAGGCAAACACAUAGGAAAGGUAAUCAUUCAAGUUCGCGAAGAUGUUGAAUCUGAAAAGACAAUACCAGUUACGGCAUUGAAACAAGUCUAUUUUAAAGAAGACUUGAGCUAUGUAAUACCCGGAGGUUUAGGAGGUUUUGGACUAGAGUUAGCAGAUUGGAUGGUCAUACGCGGAGCUAAAAAUAUUGUAUUAAGCUCAAGUAGAGGAAUUACAAAAGACUAUCAAUCCUAUCGGAUUGCAUUGUGGAAGACAUAUGGAUGCUCAAUAAAGGUUAGUACCAGUGAUAUUACAUCAUAUGAAGGCUGCAAAAAAUUAUUGGAAGAAGCAGAAGAAAUGGCUCCAGUUGGCGGAAUUUUCAAUUUGGCUGUCGUAUUGCGUGAUGGAAUUUUUACAAAUUUGACAAAAGAAUCAUUUAUAGAGAGCUUUGCUCCGAAAGCCAUUGCUACGAAAUAUUUGGAUGAAUUAUCCCGUCAGAAAUGCCCCAAACUGAAGCAUUUUGUUAUUUUCUCCAGUGUGUCAUGUGGUCGCGGAAAUGCUGGUCAAACUAAUUAUGGUAUGGCUAAUUCUAUAAUGGAAAGAAUAGUAGAAGAUCGUGUUGCAAAUGGUUAUCCAGCUAAAGCUGUGCAAUGGGGUGCUGUGGGAGAGGUUGGGCUUGUCGCUGAUAUGGCCGAAGACAAAAUUGAUAUGGAAAUCGGUGGUACUUUACAGCAACGUAUUUCAUCGUGUUUGCAAGAAUUAGACAAACUCUUGUCUGUCCCAGAUGCCAUUGUAGCAAGUAUGGUCGUAGCCGAAAAACGGGCAGGACGAUCGGGUAACGAGAGCAUUGUUGAAACGGUAAUGAAUAUUAUGGGAAUUCGAGAUCUUAAGUCAGUUUCAUUAGGAACUACUUUAUCUGAAAUGGGAAUGGACUCCUUGAUGGCAGUGGAAAUUAAACAGACAUUGGAGCGAGAUUUUGAACUCGUACUAACACCACAAGACUUACGCUCUUUAACAUUCCAGAAACUACAAGAGUUUGCUGAUGCACGUGAACGUGAGAACACGGAUGUAGUAAAAAUGAUUUUUGCUUCUGAAGGAAAAGAACAGGCAAUGGAGCUGUUGUUGCGUAAUCUCGGUGAUGAAGCUUGUUGCGACGAGAUCUUAGUGCAAUUAAACACAGCUGCAGAUUCAUCCAAAAUCAAUAUGCCUCCAACAAUUUUCAUACCGGGCUUGGAAGGUACUGCUGGUCAAGCAUGGUACAAGAUCGGAAGUCAAAUAAUAAGUAGAGCUAAUGUUUUACAACUGCAUAGUUUUGCAGAGAUGACAACUGUAAAAGCAAUUGCAGAAGCAGCCUUUGAACAUGUUAAAUCCGUUUUAACUGCCUCUCAACCAUUUUACAUUAUCGGCUACUCGUUCGGUACGUAUGUUGCUAUUCAAUUGGUUGCCCUUCUUGAAAAGGCCGGAUAUAGGGGUCAACUGUUGCUCAUUGAUGGUGCUCCUCACUUCCUAACUAAACUUACACGCCUUCAAUUGGGUGAAGACUUCACGGAUAAUGAAUUGUACGAUUUAUUACUAUCCCUUAUUUCAAGCCUUAUCUUCCCAGAGGAAACGAAAGAAACAACUGGAUUGGUAUUCCAUAAAAUUCCUACCUUAGAGGGCAAGUUAGAGAAGUUUAUGGAAUAUGUUGCUAAACAAGACCUUUACAGCAAAGAGUACUCUGCUACCAUGGUCAAUGCAAUGUUCAGACGUAUAAAAAUGGCCGCUCACUACGAUCUAAACAAUAUUGAGGAACUGAAAACUCCAAUAACCUUAAUUCGUCCAGCUGAAGUUGCACUUCAAGACAUUGAAGAAGAUUAUUGUCUUACUCGAAUUACUAGUGGAAAGGUCAUAAUGAAGGUAAUCGAAGGCAGCCAUUCCUCCAUGUUGGAUAAUCCAAUACUGCCACAAAUAAUAAAUGACUUUGAUCCCGCUGUGAAAGAUGACAAAAAUUUUGAAGAAUAUAUUCGCGACGGAAAUCCCACUAAAAUAUGUUAAUUCAAAUUUUAGUUACAUAGUUAAAUUAAUUAAGUUUAAAUCAAGAUGAUCAAUCAAUUUAUUAUAUAUUCAAAAAAUAAAUAAGCGGUAUUGUAAAAAAAAUUAAA